Messenger RNA from Salvia miltiorrhiza (redroot sage), 315 nucleotides. RefSeq lists its product as uncharacterized. The record is from RefSeq and is a predicted model, not a curated record. Bases 1 to 315 code for a protein of 104 amino acids. The transcript has a single exon. NCBI's taxonomy places the organism in Eukaryota, Viridiplantae, Streptophyta, Magnoliopsida, Lamiales, Lamiaceae.
AUGGUUGUGGCAUUAGGUCCGGGAAAGUUCUACGGCAACAGCCUGCCGCGGCCGCGCUUCUACACCGACGUCAAAUUCAACGAAGAGAGGGUGGAUCCGUCGCCCUCCGUCACGGAUCCGCUCAUGGCGUGGGCGGAGGAGGCGCACUGGUCCAUGGGCGGCCUCAACGUCAAGCGCCACCGCCUCCAGGGCCGCAUCGAGGGCAACGUCGAGAGGCUCCGCGUGCAGCGGGAGCAGAUCUUCAAGAGAGGAGAUGGUCGUUUUGAAUUCCGGGAGCAGACUCACUCAAAACGACGUCGUUUUGAAUUCCGGUGA